Molecule: messenger RNA, 4107 nt
Organism: Rattus rattus (black rat)
Lineage: Eukaryota; Metazoa; Chordata; Mammalia; Rodentia; Muridae
Gene: Appbp2
Product: amyloid beta precursor protein binding protein 2
Exons: 13
Coding region: 314-2071 (585 amino acids)
Biological process (GO): intracellular protein transport
Molecular function (GO): protein binding
Source: RefSeq, a predicted model, not a curated record
CACGCAGCCCCGCCCAUGCAGAGCUGAGCGCCUGGACGGAACUGGGCUCGUUCUUCUGUUGGGAAUGUGAGGCUCUCGGUUCGGUCGUGCUCUGCGUUCGUCCGGAUCUUCCCUGUCCGCCGCUGCCGCGCCACUGCCACCGCUAGCACCGUCUGCCCGUAGUCCGCGCGUACACGCGGAGGCCGGGCAGCCGGGUCCGAGAGGCGCGCGCCUUCGUGGUCGCCGCCCCUCGGAAGCCUCCGGAGCCUCACACGGGUUCGCUACGGAGGGAGGCGGAGGCCUGCGGGAGGAGGCGGAGGAGGAGCGAGGGAAGAUGGCGGCCGUGGAGCUCGAGUGGAUCCCGGAGACGCUCUACAACACCGCCAUCUCCGCUGUCGUGGACAACUACAUCCGCUCGCGCCGCGACAUCCGCUCCUUGCCGGAGAAUAUCCAGUUCGACGUUUACUACAAGCUUUACCAACAGGGACGCUUAUGUCAACUGGGCAGUGAAUUCUGUGAAUUGGAAGUUUUUGCUAAAGUUUUGAGAGCUUUGGAUAAAAGACAUUUGCUCCACCACUGUUUUCAGGCCCUGAUGGACCAUGGUGUUAAAGUUGCUUCUGUCUUGGCCUACUCCUUCAGUAGACGGUGCUCUUACAUAGCAGAGUCAGACGCUGCAGUCAAGGAGAAGGCCAUCCAGGUUGGCUUUGUCUUAGGUGGCUUUCUUUCUGAUGCAGGCUGGUACAGCGAUGCUGAGAAGGUUUUUCUGUCCUGCCUUCAGUUGUGUACCCUACAUGAUGAGAUGCUCCACUGGUUUCGAGCAGUAGAGUGUUGUGUGAGGUUGCUUCAUGUGCGAAAUGGAAAUUGUAAAUAUCACCUAGGUGAAGAGACAUUUAAAUUAGCUCAGACGUACAUGGACAAGCUGUCUAAACAUGGCCAGCAAGCAAAUAGAGCUGCUCUCUAUGGAGAACUAUGUGCGCUCCUGUUUGCAAAAAGCCACUAUGAUGAGGCAUACAAGUGGUGCGUUGAGGCAAUGAAGGAGAUUACAGCAGGCUUACCAGUCAAAGUUGUGGUGGAUGUUUUAAGACAAGCUUCUAAGGCUUGUGUAGUCAAACGUGAAUUUAAGAAGGCAGAGCAGUUAAUUAAACAUGCAGUGUAUUUGGCACGAGAUCAUUUUGGAUCCAAACACCCAAAAUACUCCGACACACUGUUAGAUUAUGGGUUCUACUUGCUCAAUGUAGACAAUAUCUGCCAGUCGGUUGCAAUUUACCAGGCAGCCCUCGACAUUCGACAGUCAGUGUUUGGUGGCAAAAAUAUUCAUGUAGCAACAGCUCAUGAAGACCUGGCUUACUCUUCGUAUGUGCACCAGUACAGCUCUGGAAAAUUCGACAACGCGCUAUUUCAUGCAGAAAGAGCCAUUGGUAUCAUUACCCACAUCCUACCUGAAGAUCAUCUUCUUUUGGCUUCUUCAAAGAGGGUGAAAGCACUUAUAUUAGAGGAGAUUGCAAUCGACUGUCAUAACAAGGAGACGGAGCAGAGGCUGCUUCAGGAAGCACAUGACUUGCACUUGUCCUCACUGCAGCUAGCUAAGAAAGCAUUCGGAGAAUUUAAUGUACAGACUGCAAAGCACUAUGGGAACCUUGGAAGACUUUAUCAGUCAAUGAGAAAAUUUAAGGAAGCUGAAGAAAUGCACAUAAAAGCAAUUCAGAUUAAGGAGCAGCUCCUUGGUCAAGAAGAUUAUGAAGUGGCCCUUUCGGUGGGACACCUGGCAUCUCUGUACAAUUAUGACAUGAAUCAGUAUGAAAAUGCUGAGAAACUGUACCUUCGGUCGAUAGCGAUUGGGAAGAAGCUGUUUGGCGAAGGCUACAGCGGGCUGGAGUAUGACUACCGUGGCCUCAUUAAGCUCUACAACUCCACUGGGAACUAUGAGAAGGUGUUUGAGUACCACAACGUCCUGUCUAACUGGAACCGGUUGCGAGACCGACAGUAUUCAGUGACCGAUGCCCUUGAAGACGUCAACAGCAGCCCCCAGUCCACUGAGGAAGUGGUGCAGUCCUUCCUGAUGUCUCAGAAUGUUGAGGGACCAAGCUGCUGAGGACAGCCUCAGCUAACAAUUACCUUUUCCCAGAUUCCAGGGAAUUCAUACUGUGAAAUCAGAACCAUGUUGUUUUUAGGGCUGGCAUUUGCAUUGAAACACUGGUCCAGUCCACAGAAGACCCUGUUUCGGGUAGUCCUGCAUUGCAGUUCUGUAGAGUAAGCGUGUCUUGUUAUGUCAGCAUGUGCCGCGUGUAAGUAGUCCCACACUCUCACCCUAGUAGAACAACAGGAAACGUUUUUUUUUCUUUUUAAAAAAUAAUUCAUUUUUCAGAAAGUCUGAAAGAAAAAAAAAAGAACCCCUAAAUAAAACUAUUUAAGAGUUUAAAAGAGUUGCAUUCUUAUUAUGUAAGGAUGAUUUCAAAAACUUUUUAACAUAUAAUUCUUCCAUGUGGAGGCAUUCAAUACUGUAUUGUAAGGAAAUUUUAUGGAAAACUCUUUAUAUGCAGUAUGGAAAAGUAACACAGGUACUAAUAAGGGGGAGGGGCACCCUGACAUAGAUUUGGCCAUCUUUCCCAGAUCAGGGCAUGCAGCCAUUCCAGAACUGUUUCAGUGACGGACUGUCAGAUUCAUCUGACUGGACCAGUGUUGAUCUGUCAGUCUCAGGACACCAGCAGUUCUAACUGUUUUUGGUACCAUGGUGAGAUGCUCUCAAGUGUUUGCUGACAGGACCAGAAGGAUCUACGAGGACCAGGCAACCGUGGAAGGUGUUCAUUGGACCAGCGGCUUUAGAUUGUUACUUUAGUGACUGCACUUGCCUUUUUCAAUAAAAUGAUUUCAUUUAGGUAGAACUAGAACGCACAGUACUAAUGCAGGAGUUUUAUUUGCAUCGUAGAUACCAAACUGUGGGAUGUGGCAGUGUUGGUGGCAAGUCUUUAGUCAUGGUACAUAGAUGGCAGUGUCAUAAGCACGUCUGUGACCAUCUCCGCAGCCACCCCCGUUUCGUCUUUGCCCUGAUAGUCCAUGUUGUUAGCAAGCACACUGGCUAAGAGUCAGGAAGUGAGUCAUGUUCAGAUGAGACUUUAGGCUUACUGUAUGGUUUGUGGGGAUUAAAACGAUGAAUGCACACAAAAGAAAGUCUUAGAAAAUUCAUUACUGUUGAAAAUAAUAGUACAACUAGUCAUUUUAACUGACAUCCAGGACUUCAAUGGAAAAAUCCUCCAGUUACAAUGUCUGUUUUACUGAUUGGGGCUUUUGGUUUUUCUAAGUUUUUAAAGCUAGCCAGAUUAUUUAAUGUGGAGCUAACACUCAGUUCCUAAGUUGUGACAUGUAAUAAAAAGAAACAAAAAGAUCUUCUGCUGUUACCUCAAUUCUUAGCACAGUGGCCCACCUGGUCUGGUACCUCUGUGGUUAAGAAUCUGGGUUUCCCCCUAUUUUCAGGGGCUUCUGACUUGGCUGUUAGAUGCACUGCUCCUGGUAUUGCUUGGAGUGGUGGGUGAGUGGGUGUGUGUCGGUCAGGCUUUGUUCUCUUAGCAUGCUUGGUGGGUGAGGGGAAAGAAAGUUAUCAUGGAGAGACAGAAACGUUAAUUUAAAGACUUAAGAACUUAUCUUAAACAUUUUUUUUUACUUCCCAAUUUUACCUUUGUCUGAAAUUCUCUUUUCAGUCUUAGUGAUAGGCCAGUGGGUUAGGCCUUAGAAGGGACCUUAGUGGGGUGUCCCCCAGCAGGUGAGGCAAGCUCUCACCCUGACACAGCAACCUGGGGUUCAGACUUGAAUUUACUCCUCGAACCGAGCUUCCUUUAAAAUUCUUCAAAGAAUUAAAUUUGGCAACGCUUGCAGUUUAUGCAGCUGGCUCCCCUCCCUCCUAAUCACAGUCUUGUCAGAGUCACCUUUAUUACCAAGUAGUCCGUGUGACCCAGGAGUUGCAUUUCUAAGUGACUCAGCUGGAGCCUCACAAGCCUAUAUAUUUAAUACCUCCAAAGACAGUUUCACGAUAGGCUUUUUGUAUACUUUUAUUUGGAUAUUUAGAGUCCUGUGGUAUGUUUGUGGUAUAGGAAUGUCAUGGUAAAUUGUUUCUUAAUAAAUAUUUUAAAACAA